UACAUCUGGGGUGGGUGUGUAUGCAGUCGUCGAGUGGCUAGUUUCGAAAUCUGUCAAUAAUAGUUCAGGAUAGGAUAUGAGAAAUGUCUUACGAGAACUUAGAUUGUAAGAAACGUUUAGUAAAAAGCCGAAGUGGUUUAAGAAUAGUUCGUUUAGAUGAUGAACCUACUAGUCCAUUUGAAAUAAGGGAACCAUUUUGGGUUCCUGAUGGAGAGUCACCGUCAUGUGCACAUUGCCAUACAAAAUUUGAUUUCUUAACUCGCAGGCAUCAUUGUAGACGAUGUGGAAAUGUGUUUUGUAAUCCCUGUUGUGAAAAUAAACUACCUCUUCCAAGAAUGUCAUUUGUUGAUCCUGUAAGAGUGUGUGGAGAUUGUGUUGAGGUGACCAAAAAAGAAAAUGAUUUUUAUGAAAAACAUCUGAAGGUGUUAUUAAGUGGUGCAAAUUUUAAUUUGGAUGAAGACAAUGGAUCAGGGACCUUAAUUCCACUGUUUUGCUGCUUAUCUAAAGAUCAUCAGGCAAUAAUAUUUGAUGGUGGAAAUAUGUGGCAACACAAUCCAGUGCCCUUAGUAGAUAUAGUAUCAGUCCGAGUAUUAGGAUCCAGUUCAUCUGGAGGAGCAGCACAAAUAGCUGGAGCUGUGAUUAGAUUCUUCGAUUUCAAAAAAGAUGAAAAAGAAAUCCGCUUAUGUUUAGCUGAUAUUCCCAAUAGAAAACAAUCUGCUUCAUGGGUGCAUGCACUUCAGAAGGCCUUAAAGUUUGUGGAUCCUUCUGCCAAGACUCCUUAAACAUAGCUGCUUCUCUGGAGAGUAUUUUUAACAGAACAAUUAAAGAAAUUCACUUGAUGCCUAUAAAUUCCUCUGUGAUACAAUCAUUUUAUAUAAUUAUUGAGAUAACUUUUUUUUUUUAAUUUUUAGAGUAUUCGAUUUGUAAACUGCUUGCUAUGAAAAAUUUUAUAAAUAUAUUUAAAUUUUAAAUGUUUUGAGUUAUUUCUUUUUCUGCAUGUAUAUUAAACAUUUAAAUGUCUAGAAGAGGCUAUUUCCUUAUAAUCUUCUAGAAUAUUACAGGUAAUAAGUAGAACAAAGCAACUUUCUCAUUUCUGAUUAUUCUUUUGAUGAUACAUGUGUAAGAUCUGAUGUUAAUUUGCUUCUUUGUUGAAAAUGAAAAACUCAUUUUUAUAUAUCACUUGUUUAAUUGUUAAUCCAAAUUUAAAAAAAAAAAAAAUCUCAUAGUGCCUUUUUCUGUAUUGAAACUGAAUAUAUUGUUGAUAUUUGUUUUAUCAAUGUUACUAUGUAAUUGUUUAUAUUAAAUGUUUUGUUGUGAAUUCAUCUAAAUUUUAUUGAAAUAUUGCUUUGUUUUAAAAUUCUAUUGAUUCAUAUAUACAUAUAUGAAAAAUUUUCUUUAUUAAGUUUCUUAAAAUAUUGAAUGUAAAAUAUUUCAUGAAAUUCAACCUAACAGUAUAUAUUUGAGUUUGAAGAAUUUGCUUCUUUUAUCUCCUUUUCUGGUAUCUGAACUCAAGUUACUUUUGCAGACAUUUUUUGUAAUUACUAGUUUAUUGUUAAAUGAAUUCAGACUUAAAAUGUGUCUUUUUUUUUUAACGUGUCCAUAUUUAUAUAGAUGCUUGAUUUUCUUACUUAUAGGCUUAUUUUGUAUAACUAUAAAAUUAAUCUAUCUCAAUUCAAUGUUGUAAAACUAAAAUAUUUUAAUGGAAAUCUUUUAGUUUUUAUGUAAAUAGUGAUUUGUAUAUUUUGUUUUAUGUAUUUUAACUGACUUGAUUAUUUUACAUAUAAUUAUUAUCAAUGUGUGUUUCGUUUUUGUUGAUUAUAUGAUAUUUUCUGGUUUAUUUUUAUCUAAAGACUUUUGUACAAAUGUAAUUAAUGAAAAUUUCUUUCAAAAGUUUUCUUCUGAAGUACAAAUAUAUAAAAGGUGCUUUUGAAUAACUGUUACUUCAUAUUAAUGAAGAUAUCUGAUUUUUUCUAAUGAAAGGAUACCAUAAUGGUGUAAGUUUUCUAAAUAGAACUUUGAUCUUUAUAAAAUGUGUGUUGUCUGUUAUAUUGUUAGUAUUGAAUGUCUGUGAUUUGUACACAGAUAUGUAUUUACAUGAAAUGAUGUUUUAUAUUUCCCACCAGUUUUAUGAUAAAAAGAAAAAAAGUGAGAGAGAAUAUUUGAAUGAAAUCUCAAAGUGUGAGUGUAUAUCAAAACUUUUUUUUUUAACAUGAAAAAAAAAAUUAUUAUGCAAUGAACAUUUAUUGUGUCAUAUAUUUCUUUUUUUCUAUAUACUAAAAAUGCCUUAUUUUGAUAUAUUCUCAAAUGCAUGAUUUGCUAUCAUAAUAAGUAUAAUUAAAUAUACUCGUACAAGCAUAUGUAUCUUUUCAAUACAUUUUCAAUCUCUUAAUUUAUUUUUAGUCACUGUUUUAUAGAUAUUUUUUACUAAACAGUAUAAAUCAAAUGAAAUUUUAUUAAAUCUAAAUUUAUCAUAUGCAUGUAUAAACUGGUUAAAAAAGUUUUUAAUGUUUACUAUUUAUUAUAACAACAAAGACUUGUACAUGAUCUGUUAUUUGGAAAAAUGUGCAAUAUUGAUUUAAACAAUUAUUCUUUAAUCUUUGUUUAAUGAAAGCUUUGAAAUUAAUUUCUCUGAACUUUAUAUCUUGUCAUUGUUUGAAUAUAUCAUGUGCUAUGGAUUAGACUGAUUUAUUAUUUUUUUUUUCAUAAAUUGCUAAGCUUUUGUCGGAUUUCAUAAAUUGUUGAAUAUCAGAUAUUUGUGAAUUAUUAAUUUCAU
Molecule: messenger RNA, 2773 nt
Organism: Argiope bruennichi
Lineage: Eukaryota; Metazoa; Arthropoda; Arachnida; Araneae; Araneidae
Product: zinc finger FYVE domain-containing protein 21-like
Exons: 7
Coding region: 84-782 (232 amino acids)
Molecular function (GO): metal ion binding
Source: RefSeq, a predicted model, not a curated record